Molecule: messenger RNA, 5613 nt
Organism: Pimephales promelas (fathead minnow)
Lineage: Eukaryota; Metazoa; Chordata; Actinopteri; Cypriniformes; Leuciscidae
Gene: upf1
Product: UPF1 RNA helicase and ATPase
Biological process (GO): nuclear-transcribed mRNA catabolic process, nonsense-mediated decay
Cellular component (GO): cytoplasm
Molecular function (GO): hydrolase activity; RNA binding; ATP binding
Source: RefSeq, a predicted model, not a curated record
GUGGGAGUCGAAUCUUUCUCCGGAAUCGUUUGCUUUCAUUUCUGCACGAGCCCAUCGCGCGCGCCGUUUCCUUCUCUUCGCUUCGAAUCAAAACAAACGUCGCCCGACGCGCUUCGGUCGGUUAUUCUCCCGUAUCUCGGACGGAUUAUUCGGUGUUUUCUGUGAAAUAAAGGCGGUCAAUAGAGCCGGAUAAAGAUGAGUGUGGAGGCGUACGGGCCGAGCUCGCAAACGCUCACCUUCCUGGACACGGAGGAAACGGAGCUUCUCGGGGCCGACACGCAGGGCUCCGAGUUCGAGUUCACCGACUUUACAUUGCCCAGCCAGACCCAAACCCAAGGCCAGACCCAGAGUCAGCUCGACAACCAGGUAAACGGGCCUGACGGAGUUCUGCCCAACGGAGAAGAUGCAGUGGUGAAGACCAGCCAACUUCUGGCCGAGCUGAACUUUGAAGAGGAUGAGGAAGAUACUUACUACACUAAAGAUCUGCCCGUGCACGCCUGCAGCUACUGUGGCAUCCAUGAUCCAGCAUGUGUGGUUUACUGCAACACCAGCAAGAAAUGGUUUUGCAAUGGCCGGGGCAACACCUCUGGCAGUCAUAUUGUGAACCAUUUGGUGAGGGCCAAAUGUAAGGAGGUGACGCUGCAUAAGGACGGGCCGCUGGGAGAGACGGUUCUCGAAUGCUAUAACUGCGGCUGCCGUAACGUCUUCCUUCUCGGCUUCAUCCCGGCUAAAGCAGACUCUGUCGUGGUGCUUUUGUGCAGGCAGCCGUGCGCGAGUCAGAGCAGUCUGAAGGACAUUAAUUGGGACAGCUCUCAGUGGCAGCCGCUCAUCCAGGACCGUUGCUUUCUGUCCUGGUUGGUGAAGAUCCCAUCCGAGCAGGAGCAGCUGAGGGCCCGUCAGAUCACGGCCCAGCAGAUUAACAAACUCGAGGAGCUCUGGAAGGAAAACCCAACAGCGACCCUGGAAGAUUUGGAGAAACCUGGAGUGGAUGAGGAACCUCAGCACGUUCUGCUACGCUACGAAGAUGCCUAUCAGUACCAGAACAUUUUUGGUCCGCUGGUCAAACUAGAGGCUGACUACGACAAGAAACUCAAAGAGUCCCAAACUCAAGACAAUAUAACUGUGAGGUGGGAUUUGGGACUGAAUAAAAAGCGGAUAGCUUAUUUCACUCUGCCCAAGACGGAUUCAGGUGACAUGCGACUGAUGCAAGGAGACGAGAUCUGUCUGCGCUAUAAAGGAGACUUGGCUCCACUCUGGAAAGGGAUCGGACACGUCAUCAAAGUCCCGGACAAUUAUGGAGAUGAGAUUGCCAUUGAGCUGCGCAGCAGUGCAGGGGCUCCUGUGGAGGUGCCGCACAACUUCCAGGUGGACUUCGUGUGGAAGUCGACAUCUUUUGACCGAAUGCAGAGCGCCCUGAAGACGUUUGCUGUGGAUGAGACCUCGGUGUCUGGCUACAUCUACCACAAGCUGCUGGGUCACGAGGUGGAGGACGUUAUCAUCAAAUGCCAGCUUCCCAAACGCUUCACUGCGCAGGGCCUGCCGGACCUCAACCACUCGCAGGUGUAUGCUGUGAAGACGGUGCUGCAGCGACCCCUCAGUCUGAUCCAGGGGCCUCCAGGAACCGGCAAGACUGUCACCUCUGCCACUAUAGUCUACCAUCUGGCCAGACAGGGCAAUGGUCCAGUGCUGGUUUGUGCUCCGAGUAACAUCGCAGUGGACCAGCUGACCGAGAAGAUCCAUCAGACGGGGCUGAAGGUGGUUCGUCUGUGCGCUAAGAGUCGUGAGGCCAUCGAUUCACCGGUGUCUUUCCUGGCUCUGCACAAUCAGAUCCGCAACAUGGACAGCAUGCCAGAGUUGCAGAAACUGCAGCAGCUGAAGGACGAGACUGGCGAGCUGUCGUCUUCUGAUGAGAAACGUUACCGAGCUCUCAAACGAACCGCAGAGAGAGAGCUGCUCAUGAACGCAGAUGUGAUCUGUUGCACAUGUGUGGGUGCGGGUGACCCUCGCCUGGCAAAGAUGCAGUUCCGCUCCAUUCUCAUCGAUGAGAGCACCCAGGCCACGGAGCCCGAGUGCAUGGUGCCCGUGGUGCUCGGGGCCAAACAGCUGAUUCUGGUGGGUGACCACUGCCAGUUGGGUCCUGUGGUCAUGUGCAAGAAGGCGGCUAAAGCGGGUCUUUCUCAGUCUCUGUUUGAGAGGCUGGUGGUCCUGGGUAUCAGACCCAUCCGUCUGCAGGUGCAGUACCGCAUGCACCCGGCGCUCAGCGCUUUCCCUUCAAAUAUCUUCUAUGAGGGUUCUCUGCAGAACGGGGUCACUGCCGCUGAUCGCAUCAAGAAAGGCUUUGACUUCCAGUGGCCUCAGCCGGAUAAGCCCAUGUUUUUCUACGUGACUCAGGGUCAGGAGGAGAUCGCAAGCUCUGGCACCUCCUAUCUCAACAGGACUGAAGCUGCUAAUGUGGAGAAGAUCACCACUCGUCUGCUGAAGGCCGGAGCCAAACCUGACCAGAUUGGCAUUAUCACGCCGUACGAGGGCCAGCGCUCUUACCUGGUGCAGUACAUGCAGUUCAGCGGCUCACUGCACACCAAACUCUACCAGGAGGUGGAGAUCGCCAGUGUAGAUGCGUUCCAGGGCAGAGAGAAGGACUUCAUCAUCCUGUCUUGUGUCAGAGCCAAUGAGCACCAGGGCAUCGGCUUCCUGAACGACCCACGUCGUCUCAAUGUGGCGCUAACCAGAGCCAGAUAUGGCGUGAUCAUUGUGGGCAAUCCUAAGGCUCUGUCCAAGCAGCCUUUGUGGAACCACCUGCUGAAUUACUACAAGGAGCAGAAGGUUCUGGUGGAGGGUCCACUCAAUAACCUGAGAGAGAGCCUCAUGCAGUUCAGCAAACCACGCAAGCUGGUCAACACCAUCAACCCUGGGGCACGUUUCAUGAGCACUGCCAUGUAUGAUGCGAGAGAGGCCAUGAUUCCUGGAUCUGUGUAUGACCGCAGCAACACUGGUCGUCCAUCUAAUAUGUACUUCCAGACCCAUGAUCAGGUUGGCAUGAUCGGGACCGGACCAAACCCUAUGGGCUCCAUGAACAUUCCCAUCCCGUUCAAUCUUGUCAUGCCGCCCAUGCCUCCGCCCGGGUACCUGGGCCAGGUGAACGGACCCGCUGCAGGUCGUGGUGCUCCUAAAGGUAAGACCGGGGGUCGUGGAGGUCGCCAGAGGAACCGUGGCACAGGGAACCAUGGCAGUGGGCAGGCCAACAUGCCGAGCAGCCAGGCCAGUCAGGAUCUGGUGUCCCAGCCCUUCUCCCAGGGUCCUCUGACCCAGGGCUACAUCACCAUGAGCCAGCCUUCACAGAUGAGCCAGCCUGGCCUGUCCCAGCCUGAGCUCUCACAGGACAGCUACCUGGGGGAUGAGUUCAAAUCCCAGAUGGAUGUGGCGCUCUCCCAGGAUUCAACCUACCAGGGCGAACGGGCUUAUCAGCACGGAGGAGUGACUGGACUCUCACAGUACUAGAGUGUUGUUGGAACAGGAGCUAGGCCUGUGCUGAGCUUAGUUCAUCAGCAUUUUAAAUAUGGGUAAAUAUAAAAAAAGAACAAACAUGGAUGCCCGUUUACCACUGUUACAACUGAAGCACCAUGGUGUGAGAGCAACAGGAGAGAAUCAAACCAAUCACAGGAGGGGAGUAAAGCUGGACAGGACGAAAGAGAACGUGCGAGUGGCGGAUUACAUCCACCAUUCGUUGAGGACGGGGAAGGAGAGGGGAGACGCAGUGUUAGGAGGAGACCAAACACGAGAUCUUCGAUCUGCAACUCCGCAACGUGGAGGAGGCUCCCGGAGCGCAGGGACCCUUCCCGGCCUCCUCUCUCUCUCGCCUGGCUGUCGACGUCAGCCUCAGGCCUUGCCCUGCCAACCGAGGAGGAGGAAAGAUGAAGUUCUCUUAAAACUUACCUGCAAAAACCACGCUUGCUCUGUCGUCUCCACGAGCUGAGAGAGGGGGUGACGUAUUUAAAGUAAUUAUAAACGCUUUUCAAGCAGCUGAUUUUGGGGGAAAUAGAGUUCCCCUCAAAGUUGACAUCUGACAUUCAGGUUCUACCACCGAACAUCUUUGAGAGAACGGACGAGCGUUUAAUUUCGCAGGUGCUAGGGCGCUCUGAAGGACGAUUCAACUUUGAGGAAGGUUUUCCGCCUGAAGGAGGGUAAGAGGUGCCGCGUAUCCGAAGGCCCGCUCUCUGCUAGGUGAUUCGCCGACGCAAAAAGGGGUAGAAAUGGCUUUCUCUUUUCUUUUUAAACGUCUGCUCUCUGCGGAGCUGACGCGGAAGGGGCCGACGGAUCUAUCCUUUCUUAUAUUCCUCUUUUAAAACAAUUUUUUCCAACUAGAAUAAAAACAGUGAAGUAGAACCGCUCGAUUAGCCUGCUUGAUUUAGAUGUGGCUUCUUAAAUCUCUUACCUUGCUACAAAAAAACCCCUAAAACUAAAAAAAAAAUCAAUCAAAACCAACAGGAUUCUUGCCAAGGGUGUGAGAUCAUCACAGCAAACCCCUCCCACUUCGUAAUAUUGUCGCGCCCCGAUCGCUUUAGUUAAAGGGGGAAUGACCAGGCGCACCUCAAAGAAAGCAGGAGAUCGGAGACCCAUGCGAAGGACAGACAGGUGAGAUUCUCGCUGUUUUUGUGUCUGACCGUAAGAGGCGCCGUCGUGCUCUCUUGCUUUAUGAUGAUGAUGUCAAUGAGAGCGGCGGUAAAUGCCAACCAGAGGUGUGUGCGUGUGUAUGUAUGUGUGUUUCCAGACUGCCCUUCCUCAUUAUUAUUAUUAUUAUUAUUUUUAUCAUUAUUAGUGAUAGAUUGUAGUUAUGCUUUGUUCCCCCUCCCCCCCUGUUCUAGUUGCUCAUUUUUAUUUGUAUGACCUGACGUGAAUUUCUCGUAACCCCUCUGUGUGGAAACUGCUCGACUUUAUUUGGUUUCCACAGACCCAUUCAGAGUUUUAUGGCAGCUUUUUAACAUCUGUUCCGAUGCCUCAGCUUUGUACUUUUACUUUGGAGUGUUUAUACCUUGCUGUUACUCCAUAUUUGCAACACUUUUGACUGUUUAAGCAUCACCGCUCGCAUUUUAUAGCAUCAAGCACAGAUUCGUUUUAAGCUCACAUAUGCACAGUUUUGCUUUACUCUUUCGUUGCCCACAAGACAAUCAUGAUUCAUUCAUAACCAACGUUGCAAAAACAGACAUUUUGACGUUUUGCUCGCCAUCUUUUCCAUGUUAACCCCUCCUUUUAGAGUCUAAAAGUCCUUAAAACAGUUUUGUUUUCAUACUUCAAGUGUAAAUAUCAAUGCUCAGAUUUGAAAUAACAUCAGUUGCCAAUGACAAUGAGAUAUUCAGGCCAAGGUGAUGUAAUCUGGUUAUGAUGAAGAGAUCCUGCCUGAAGAUCUGGAAGUGCUGAGAGGAUCCGCUGCGAAAGUUGCAUUCUGAUAUCAGAUUUGAUCGAAAUGUACAGUAAAUGAACUUGCAUUGAAGAGGGACGCUGGAAAAAUAUCAGGAUAUUAAGUAUAAUUCAGGAUUUUGUUUUGUGGAAAGAGUUUUCACCCCCACAGUAUGUACUUGUAACUUUACAAAUAAAUGUUGCUUUCUUUUCACCCAA